CACCUUGCCAUCGACCAUGGACUCGAUCAUCGAAACGCAACGAGCGACCCACGAGGAGAUCGAGCGGUAUGAGCAGGCGCUCGCCGACGUUCUCAUGCAGAACCCCACUGCUCAACGCAACAUUGUGCGGAGAGAUCGCAAGGCGGGUGACAUCCUCGACCGUAUCGGCGAGCUGAGGAAGAACCUCGUGGAGACGUACGAGGACCUGCCAGGACUUCGACCAACAGAGCUCGCGCUCCUCUCCGCCCCUCCCGCUGGCGAGGACGAGCUCGGCGAGUUCUACAGGCGCUUUGAGGCCAUCAAGGCGUUCCACACGAGCAAUACAAACAUCAACGCUCGCCAGUUCUUGCACGAGAUCGACGAGCUGGUGCGCAGUGACGGCUUGGAGACUGUGUACGUCGAGGACGAGGAAGAGCCCAUCAUCAUUGAUCCCUUGGACAAUGUUUUCUCUGGAGAAGAGGCGUACGGACGACAACUCGAUCUGUAUGAGUCACACGCGCAGUUCUUGAAUCUCAAGGGCAGCACGCGUCUGUCGUACAUUGCCUACAUCGACAUGCUGAGGCAGGGCCGAGUGGAGCGCACGCUGGACGUGAAGGAGAAGUCGACGGCGGCGUACCUCGCCUACGUCCAAACCCUCUACAACUACCUCGUGUCGUUCUUCCGCCGCGCGCUACCCCUCAUCAACGUUCAGAAGAAGCUGGACGCGUCAGAGGCCAGCUUUGAGUCGGCAUGGGCGGCUGGAGAGGUGCCUGGAUGGAGCGAGGGCAGCAGUGGGGGCAAGAAGGCCGAGGCCAACGGUGGCGCUGGCAUUUGGUGCCCGUACUGCCAGAAGCACUACUCCAAGCAGACAGUCUACGACGCACACCUCAAGUCGGACAAGCACAAGAAGAAGGAGGCGGCUGGCAAGGCUGUUGCCGAGUCGGAGGCUAACGGUGCCGCCGCGGGCCCAUCAACCUCGUCGCGCGACAAGCUCAAGCAGCCCGCACGACUCACCUACCUCAUCGGAGAGCUGCUCGCCUUCCCUCCCUUGCCCGACCUUCUCUGGGCGUCGCGAUCAGAAGUCGAGCGCCGCAGUGCGCUGACGGCGCGCGAGCGUGAGGCCGAGCUCGAGGAGCAGGAGGACGCGCAGCCCCCACCUGCCGAGACCAACAUCACGGCCGAUGACGAUGACGACGACGAAGACGAGGAGGGACGGACGUACAACCCGCUCAAGCUCCCGCUCGGCUGGGACGGCAAGCCCAUCCCGUACUGGCUGUACAAGCUGCACGGUCUCGGCGUCGAGUUCAAGUGCGAGAUCUGCUCCGACUUUGUGUACAUGGGCCGCAAGGCGUUCGACCGUCACUUCCAGGAGUCGCGCCACGCGUUCGGCAUGCGCGCGCUCGGCCUGCCCAACACGAGGCAUUUCCACGAGAUUACCAAGAUCCAGGACGCGCUCGCGCUCGCUGACAAGCUCAAGCGCGAGGGACGGCAGGAGCUCGCGGCCAUGGACCGCGCAGAGGAGUUUGAGGACGCAGACGGUAACGUGUACGACAAGAAGACGUACGAGGACCUCAAGCGCCAGGGAUUGUUGUAGAGCAAUAUGCAUGGG
Vanrija pseudolonga is the source of this 1588-nucleotide messenger RNA. It is a transcript of the gene sap61, whose product is annotated as Pre-mRNA-splicing factor sap61. The record is from RefSeq and is a predicted model, not a curated record. Gene Ontology annotation, biological process: mRNA splicing, via spliceosome. Gene Ontology annotation, cellular component: nucleus; spliceosomal complex. Gene Ontology annotation, molecular function: RNA binding; zinc ion binding. The coding region runs from base 17 to 1573 and encodes 518 amino acids. The transcript is spliced from 5 exons. NCBI's taxonomy places the organism in Eukaryota, Fungi, Basidiomycota, Tremellomycetes, Trichosporonales, Trichosporonaceae.